GAGAUUAAGGAGAAGAUGCGAUGUCUCGGAGAUAGCGCUGCCUUCCCGCAGGACCUGUCGGACUUGGAAUCUCCCUUGACUCCAGACCCGUCCGUGGCGUCUCCUCUGAAAUUCUUCUCACAAUCUCACAGUCAUGAACAUGCAGAGAGUCAGCCGAGCGAGACACACGUGGAGCCUCCUGCCAAGACUGCACAGGACACAGAGAAAACCAAACAAGAGGUAGACGAGUGGGGAGAUGAGUUCGAGGAUCCGGACAGCAUUGUGAGGGUUGUGUUCCCGACAAGGCAGUUCAUCCAAGUUCGAGGAAUGCUGGCGCGAUCGAACGAGCUUGUAAAGUUGAACGAGCAGAUCGCGCAGAUGGAGUCAGAGCUCAAGGCCAUCAGAAUAAAAAAGAAGUUCAACGCCGACCAGAUAACGUGGAAGCACGAGAUCGAUCGCCUGACCCACGCUCUCCUUGAUAAAGUCAAGACCUCCCGACAAGUGCGGUGGGGAAGCAUUCCCCAGCACGUCGACCAGCAGCUCACACUCACGUUUCGUCGCGGCUUGAUGAUGCUCGCUCAACCGGCUGCCUUUUCCAACGAGAUGCUCUCCUACAUCCUCUCGCUGGGAUCUGACUGGGACUCACUCCUUCAGACCCUCUCCCUCGGCAUGGAGACGAUCGAGGAGUGGACGGGACAGCCCCGCUCCUCUCUCGCUCUGCGAACAGUGCAAGCUGCGGACGAGCUCUUGUGGGACGAGAAGAAGUCAGCGAUCGACGCGUCUGACUACAACAAGGAGGAGGCAGAUGUGCUGCGUGAUCUGCGACGCGUGAAGAGGUCGAGGAUGCGGCUGCUGCUCUUUCGGGGGCUGCGGUCGGGGCUUGUGAGGGAGCUGCUGGAAGUGUUUCGAUCGAGAUCAAAAGGGUCUAGGAUGGCGAGGACUCAGUCGCGCAGGACGCUCCCAGCGUCCUCUCAGCGCAAGAAGACUUCGUUCACUGUAGCAACCGCAUCCUCCUUGGCUGCCAUCAAGUUCCGCAAGAAAAUCGGAAGGUAAUGGUAGACUGCGGGGACUACUUGGUCAACUUGGCUGAAAUGAAAUUUGAAGUCCGUUAUUGCUAAUAGAAAUCUAAGUCUUGUAUCACC
Guillardia theta CCMP2712 is the source of this 1121-nucleotide messenger RNA. RefSeq lists its product as hypothetical. The transcript is spliced from 2 exons. NCBI's taxonomy places the organism in Eukaryota, Cryptophyceae, Pyrenomonadales, Geminigeraceae. Bases 16 to 1032 code for a protein of 338 amino acids. The record is from RefSeq and is a predicted model, not a curated record.